AUGUUCAACCGUUCGAUAGCCUCCCCAAAAGGAGGCGUUUGGACCAAGGUAGUGAUAUUCAUCUCCUUAUAUGUCAUGCUCUUCGACUCCUUCAUUGAAUGGGCCAUCGUGCUUUAUCUGUAUGGGAUCCGACGUGUGGACUCAAAGAUGACCCCGAGCUUGGUACUGGCUCUUGUCGCGUCAUUCUUCACCGUUCCUCUUGUCGCUCUCCACAGCCUCCUUGCCUGGCAAUACAAUAAGGUUGUAGGAUUCGCGAGUCAGAAAGCUUUGCUGAAUGCCGCUUGUACCUACAUCCUGCGACUGACGAUACUCAUUUGGAUCGCAGCCAGCGCAGCAGGAUUAGUCGUGGUUUCGCAGCAGGUGUACUGUCUAGCGGAUGAUGGUGGUGGUGACUUCUGGAAGAUCGGUAUCAGCUGCGCGCUUCAACGGGCUUCUGUCAUUGUUUCUAUAAUAUCAUUGGAACUCUGCGAGCGUCCGUACGACAUAUCCCUUCUCGGGGUGUACAAGCCACAAUUAUCGACAUGCGAUGACAAGAUGUCUGCCAGCUCAACGAUGGGAAGCCACGUCAGUCUGGAAAAUGACAUAUAUCACGUUUGCCGCAGGCCUGAUGUGACAUUUGGGAGAGACUUGUACCUGUCAUCAAGCAGCAACUCCAUUUGCAAAGCUGGUAGUAUUGAACAUCCUGCAUCCGUACAUGAGAAACCCCAUUUGAAGCUCGACACCAAAUGUGAAUCAGAGGGCUCAGGCAUAUACUCUGGAACUACACUCUCCGUUGAUGGCACGCCAUCCAAGAAUUCUUCCAGGGAUGGAACAAACUCCGAAGUCAGUUCAAAUUUCUCAGUUACACCUCCCAAAGCCACGUUAAGGGCUCCUUACGACCCUCAUCGUCAGGCUGUACUGGCAGAACUCCCGGGAUCCCCACAGUUCAGACAUCAAAGGCACCAACCCUCUGGAUCCCCUUUCCGACUCCUCCCCAAGGUUUUCGCAAGUCAGAUCUCGUUGUCAUCGGACCCUGACAUUCUUGCUCUCGCUGGUCCCGAUGCUGUUGCGGACGUUGAGCAACUAGCAGAGGAGCACUCAACAGACAACAUCGAGCCACCGCCGACUCCCAAAAGGGAAUAUGCCCCUGGACACCCACUGGCAUCUUCCCCUGUGGAACUUCCAUUCCCCUCCUCUCCUCCUGUGGAGAGGUCUAUAUUUUCCAUGACGACCAGUAACCCUGAGCUUAAAACCAGUCGGUCCGAAGGAAGCACGCUUCCACGAUCAAUAUCAAGCAGCUCAGCUGAUGCCCCCGAAGUUGUCGCACCAGAGCCACUCAGGGUUCAGAGAUCCAAGACGUCACACACAGCUCCAAUAACUAGCCAGUACAACUUCUCUCGGCCCAAACCCCCGGCCGUACCGCCGAUCCCACCACGGCAGCCGAAUCACAGCUACCAUGGCUCUCUAUCGCAGCACGGACGAUCCAGACGCCAAAACUCAAUUCGUUCGAGCGGACGACGAAGCCAAGUCUACCGGUUUGAAGCAUGCCAGAUCCCGCGACACACACAAAGCCAGUAUCAUCCCCAGCAAAGCCGCUACGCUCGUCGAUCGUAUUUUGACACCCACCGUCGAAUGCCCUCACGGCGGCGUCGAAACGACGUCGAAAUCGUGUACUCCAGCACCCGGCGGCCCCGCAGCAACACCUGUGGAGGGUUCGGCACAACAUCCAGUCUAGACUGUAUCCGCGAGUCUGGGGCCUCUGUUGAUGAACCGGAAGACAUCUUCGCUGAUGGCAACACGUAUAGAGGUACCACGCGAACUACUAGUGCCCACGGCAUGUACGCAUUUUGA
Messenger RNA from Aspergillus costaricaensis CBS 115574, 1830 nucleotides. RefSeq lists its product as uncharacterized. The transcript has 3 exons. NCBI's taxonomy places the organism in Eukaryota, Fungi, Ascomycota, Eurotiomycetes, Eurotiales, Aspergillaceae. The coding region runs from base 1 to 1830 and encodes 609 amino acids. The record is from RefSeq and is a predicted model, not a curated record.